CCCCCCUCCGCUGCCCCCCUGACGUAAGCCCGGGCGGCCGCAAGCUCGCUCACUUGGCUCUCUCCCUCUGGCCGGGAAGCAUGGGUCUGUCCAGGCUUGUCUGCGCCUUCUUGCUCGCCGCCUGCUGCUGCGGUCGCCACGCCGCGGGUGUGCCUGGAGAGGCGGAGCAGCCUGAGCCUGAGCUGGUGGAGGUAGAAGUGGGCGGCACAGCCCUUCUCAAGUGUGGUCCUUCCCAUUCCCAGGGCAACUUCAGCCAUGUUGACUGGUUUUCCGUCCACAAAGAGAAGCCGACACUCAUCUUCCGCGUGCGCCAGGGCCAGGGCCAGAGCGAACCUGGGGAGUACCAGCACCGACUCAGCCUCCAGGACAAAGGGACUACUCUUGCCCUGACAUAUGUCACCCCCCAUGAUGAGCGCAUCUUCCUGUGCCAGGGCAAGCGCCCUCGGUCCCAGGAGCACCGCAUCCAGCUCCGUGUCUACAAAGCUCCAGAGGAGCCAAGCAUCCAAGUCAAUGCCUUGGGCAUUCCUGUAAACAGUAGGGAGCCUGAGGAGGUUGCUACGUGUGUGGGAAGGAAUGGGUACCCCAUUCCUCAAGUCGUUUGGUACAAGAAUGGCCAGCCCCUGAAGGAGGAGAAGAACCGGGUUCACAUUCAGUCAUCCCAGAUCGUAGAGUCAAGUGGUUUGUACACCUUACGGAGUGUUCUGAAGGCACAGCUGCUUAAGGAGGACAAGGAUGCCCAGUUUUACUGUGAGCUUAACUAUCGGCUGCCCAGUGGGAACCACAUGAAGGAAUCAAGGGAAGUCACUGUCCCUGUUUUCUACCCAGCGGAGAAAGUGUGGUUGGAAGUGGAGCCUGUAGGAAUGCUGAAGGAAGGGGACCGUGUGGAAAUCAGGUGUCUGGCUGAUGGCAACCCCCCACCCCACUUCAGCAUCAGCAAGCAGAAUCUCAGCACCAAGGAGAUGGAGGAGGAGACAACCGAUGACAAUGGGGUCCUGGUCUUGGCGCGGGCCCAGAAGGAACACAGUGGGCUUUACGAAUGUCAGGGCCUGGACUUGGAAACCAUGGCAUCACUACUGAGUGGUCAACAGGAGCUGCUGGUGAACUAUGUGUCUGAUGUCCGGGUGAGCCCCGCAGCCCCUGAGAGUGAGGAGGGCAGCAGCCUUACCCUGACCUGUGAGGCAGAGAGUAACCAGGCCCUUGAGUUCCAGUGGCUGAGAGAAAAGACAGGCCAGGUGCUGGAAAAGGGGCCUGUGCUCCAAUUACACAACCUGAAACGGGAAGCAGGGGGAGGCUACCGCUGCAUGGCAUCUGUGCCCAGUGUACCCGGCCUAAACCGCACACAGCUGGUGAACGUGGCCAUUUUUGGGCCCCCAUGGAUGGCAUUAAAGGAGAGGAAGAUGUGGGUACAGGAGAAUGUGGUGUUGAAUCUGUCUUGUGAAGCAUCAGGACAUCCUCGGCCCACCAUUUCCUGGAAUGUUGAGGGCUUGACAAGUGAACAAGACCAAGAUCCACAGAGUGUCCUGAGCAUCCUGAAUGUCCUUGUGACUCCAGAGCUGUUGGAGACAGGUGCUGAAUGUGUGGCCUCCAAUUCCCUGGGCAAAAACACUACCAUCAUUUUGCUGGAGCUAGACUCCAAUAGUACCACUGGCCUCAGCAUCUCCACUGUCAGUCCUCAUGCCAGAGCCAACAGUACUUCCACAGAGAAAAAACUGCCAGAGCCUGAAAGUAAAGGUGUGGUCAUCGUUGCUGUGACUGUGUGCGUCCUAGUCCUGGCUGUGCUGGGUGCUGUCCUCUAUUUCUUCUACAAGAAGGGCAAGCUGCCAUGUGGGCGGUCAGGAAAACAAGAGAUCACGCUGCCCCCGUCUCGUAAGAGUGAAUUUGUAGUUGAAGUUAAGUCAGAUAAGCUCCCAGAAGAGAUGGGCCUCCUACAGGGCAGCAACGGUGACAAGAGGGCUCCAGGAGACCAGGGAGAGAAAUAUAUCGAUCUGAGGCACUAGAUACUGAAUCACACUGAACUCUCCUCCCUGUCUGGACAUGUCCCCUGCUCACCCUCGUCUCCAGCAUUCAGGAUGGUCACUAUGGCCUCUAAAGUGGAUGACAGAGAAACCCCUGCUCCAGCUCACCUGCAGAUCCCAUUUCAGAAGGCCAAUGGGCUAGGACCAGAACCAUCCUGAGAACCUGACUUGGCCCUGGAGGCCCCCUCCUCAGGGACCAGUCUACCACUAUCUCAAUUUGUUGAGUGAUACUCAUCCCAAGGAGGAGACCUCAAUAUUCCAGUAAUGGGUAGGAGUUUCUUGUAGACUGUUUCCCUUUACACGUUAUGGAUGUAAAUACUCGUCUUCUACCAGCAGCUAUUGAAUUAGGUAGCCUAUUUAUCUUGAGCUGAUUUCCUGCCCCAAAGGCUGGCUUUGUAAUUCUGUUGUGUCAUUAAAGUAAGGAUGCACUGAGCCCAGGCCCCCCUCCACUGGUAAAAUAUGUUGUUCGCAAUGGUUCUGGAGAGUACUCCAGCAGUUAUCUGGAACAACUGCCUGCCUGCCUCUGGAGUCCCUUUUGUGACACUCCUGCCUGCCUGCCUCUGGAGUCCCUUUUGUGACACUUCUUUCUCUGGGCAGCAGCCAGGAACUGGUGUCAUUCCUUAAAAGAUUUGCUGGGUGUUAUCUCAUUGUCCCUGCAGUGUGGAAGCUGUGCACUGUUUUCCAGAGUUAAGGCCAUUGAAACUGAGCUAUAUUUGUUUGGCUCCCACAGCCCUCUCAAGGGAUGAUUUAAGACUGAAAGGUGAGAGUAGGGGACAGAGAUGAGUUCCAGAUGGUCCUUUAUGGGGAUUAAGGUUAUACUAGCACCAAACUCCUACAAACUGAGCAGAUGGGCCUAGAACCCAAAAGAAGGGCUCUAAUGGAAAGAUGGUACUUUAGGGACGAGAAAUGGGGGCCUGGCUAGAUUUUGAGGUGUGUGUGUGUGCACGCAUACAUCUGUAUGUAUAUAUGUUUUGUUGUGUGUAAAUUUGCAAAUUGUUUCCUUUAUAUAUGUAUAUAUGUGAAAAAUAAAGCUUAAUUGUCCCAGAAA
Messenger RNA from Pteropus alecto (black flying fox), 3063 nucleotides. It is a transcript of the gene MCAM, whose product is annotated as melanoma cell adhesion molecule. NCBI's taxonomy places the organism in Eukaryota, Metazoa, Chordata, Mammalia, Chiroptera, Pteropodidae. Bases 81 to 1997 code for a protein of 638 amino acids. Gene Ontology annotation, biological process: angiogenesis. The record is from RefSeq and is a predicted model, not a curated record. Gene Ontology annotation, cellular component: plasma membrane. The transcript is spliced from 17 exons.